AUGACGAUCAAACAGGAAGCGCAAGUGGUGCUAGCGGACCCUGCUCUGCUUGAAAAAAUUGACAAAUUAUUCGCCUGCAAUGUGGGAGAAUACAUCAACCUACCACAAUUGGUCGUUGUCGGAGAUCAAUCGAGCGGAAAAAGCUCCGUCUUAGAGGGCUUGACAAAAUUGAAAUUCCCCCGGAACAGUGGUCUGUGUACUCGAUUUGCGACGCAGAUCAUAUUUCGCAGAGAUCCUAACUUGAAAGCGCGGAUAAUCACUGGUUCCAUCAUCUCGGCAGGACACGAGAAUGGAAAUGCAAAUGCUAGUUGGAGCAGAUCUGAAAUUGAGUCAUUGAAUGAGAACGAAUUCGAGAUUAUGAUGGCUGAGGUUCAUGUGGCGAUGGGCCUAUCAGCGUCAAUGGAGGACGAACUGCCUACAUUUUCUGCCGACGUUCUUCGGUUGAAGAUAAUUGGACCUCAUGAGGAUCAUCUUAGUGUCAUUGAUGUUCCUGGGAUUUUCAAAACGACAACACCUGGCUUGACUUCAAAGUCAGAUAUCGCCCUUGUGAGGGACAUGGUGCUCAACUACAUGCGCAAUCCUCGAUCAAUAAUGCUUGCCGUUGUUCCAGCCAAUGUGGACCUUGCAACACAAGAGAUAAUCGAAAUCUCGAGAGAGCUAGACCCGAAUGGAACGAGAACCUUACGGAUCCUUACAAAGCCAGACCUUGUCGAUAAAGGUACAGAAGACAAGAUCAUUGAACUUGUCGAAGGGAAGCAAGAGUCUCAAGAAUUAGGCUGGGUGGUAGUUCGAAACCUUGGUCAGAAGGACCUCCAGGACUCUUCAAAGAUCCGUGAUGUCGAAGAAGAGAUAUUCCGCAAUUCGCCUCCUUGGAACCGUAUCUCAAACGAUAAUUACGGUAUCGAGGCUUUGAGAACGCGGUUGCAAGCAUUAUUGGCUUCUAACGUGCGGCGAGAGUUUCCGUCGGUACGAUCUGAAGUCUCGAAACGUCUCAAAGAAUGCAAAAGAAGCCUUGCAAACCUCGGAGAAGAGCGUGAAUCCCCCGAGCAACAGAGCAAAUAUCUGCUCGAAAUCGUGUCAAAGUUUCAGCGUAUCACUGAGGAUGCUCUCCAUACAAACCAUGGAUCGCAAGAUGCUUUUGACGACGAAGCUGAUUUACGAUUGGCAACUCUAGUUGCCAAUCGUAAUGCACAGUUUCCUGAUGACUUUUCUUCUCGCGGCCAUGUAUACUGCUUCAACUCGCAUGGCCAUGACGAUGACUCUGAAAAUCAAUCAAGCACCACUGCGACCUCUGCCUGCGUUGGCAUAGACUUUCACGAAGUCGAAGAGGAACGGGAGAACUUUGUCCCCAACAGAAAGCUCAAUAAUUGCAGCGAUAUCGAAGACAUUCUUCAUGACCCUGUUCAAAUCCAAAAUUCUCUGGAAAAGGGUAUUCUCCCUUGGAUCGAAAAGCUCUAUCAGGAAUCCCGGGGCUUUGAGUUGGGAACAUUCAAUUCGGCCAUCCUUUCAACCGUGCUGAAGAAACAAUCUGCCAGAUGGCCCAUUCUGGCGGAAGGCUACAUUUGUGAUGUCAUAUCUAUGGUUCACAUUUUUACGCGUAAGGCAUUGAAUAUAUCCUGUGGAGAUCAGAGGCUUAGUCAAAACAUCCUCUCAUUUCUGAUGGAAGACCUCACUGAGAAAUAUCAACAAGCCCUUUCAAUGACGGAUUUUCUCCUUCGAAUUGAAAGGGAAGGAACUCCAAUGACCCUAAAUCAUUACCUAAAUAGCAAUUUGCAAAAAUGUCGCCAGGAACGCAUCACAACUGCAGCCCGGGGGGUAUCAGUAGCCGCCAAAUCUGAGGACCAGCCUAGAAACCACUAUGUUCGGCUUUCUGACCUUAAGCAAAUUUACCACAUGAGUAAUUUGCAACAAACUGUGCAAGACAUCCAUGAUAUCUUGAAGUCGUACUACAAGGUCGCUCGAAAGAGGUUCACGGACAAUAUGUGUAUGCAAGCGGCAGACUACCAUUUGGUAACCGGGCCUGCAGCGCCUAUGAAACUCUUCUCCCCUUCCUGGGUCUAUAACCUUUCACACGAACAAUUGGAACAGAUUGCUGGGGAGGAAAUAUCGGUCCGGAGGAAGCGUCGUCAGUUACAAAAGCAGGUGAAGGAGCUGGAAACUGGUCGAAAGAUUUUACAUUAA
Molecule: messenger RNA, 2181 nt
Organism: Penicillium roqueforti
Lineage: Eukaryota; Fungi; Ascomycota; Eurotiomycetes; Eurotiales; Aspergillaceae
Product: dynamin family protein
Exons: 4
Coding region: 1-2181 (726 amino acids)
Cellular component (GO): microtubule; membrane; cytoplasm
Molecular function (GO): microtubule binding; GTPase activity; GTP binding
Source: RefSeq, a predicted model, not a curated record